AUGGGCGCCGCCGAUCACGGCGGGCACGGCGGCGGGGAUCACGGAAUGAAAUCGAGCGGCAGAGUAACGUCGCGGGACGUGUCGAUUAGCAGCAAGCGCGCGUUGCGGAGGAAGCUUAGAAAGUUUGUGGAUCCGCUGCCCAUUCCCCACCUCGUCAAUGCGGACCGGCUUCCAAAAGACUCUAACGGCGCCGCUGCUCUCACCAUCACCGCGUUUAGCGUGAAACGGAAAUUUCACCGCGAUCUGCCGUUAUCCCGCGCGUACGCGUUCGGGCUCACACGAAAGUCCGCCAGCGUGCCCGGGCCGACGAUCGCGGCGCGCGUCGGAGCGCCACUGCACGUGACGUGGCAGAACAACAUCACGGAUCAGCAGCAUAUCAUGCCCGUCGAUUACACGCUCAUGGCUCCCAAGCUCAAGAAGGGGGGCGUUCCAAUCACUGUUCAUUUGCACGGCGCACAGGUCUCCAGUUCCUACGACGGCCACCCUGAGGCUUGGCACACGCAGUGGGGAGAGAAAGGUCCCGAGUUCGAAUCCAGCCAGCACCGUUAUCCCAACAAGCAACCGCCCAGCACCAUGUGGUACCACGACCACACCUUGGGAAUUACGCGGCUCAACUUGUACUUCGGGAACUACAUGACCGUUAAUGGAAAGGUGACCCCCUACAUGGCGGUGCAGCGGCGCAAGUACCGCUUCCGUCUCAUCAACGGCUGCAACGCGCGUUUCCUCGAUCUCUCGCUCCGCGCCACGCCCUCCGUUUCUGACAACCCCAGCAGCACCGCCAACAGCUCCAGCACCACUUUUCCUUUCCUCCAAAUUGCAUCGGAAGCCGGUUAUCUCAACCACCCCGUAUUCCUCCGCAGGAUCACCGUCGCUACGGGGGAGCGCGCAGAGGUUAUUGUGGAUUUCAGUCAGCUUCCCGUGGGGGUGACAGUCCGGUUAAAGAACCGCGCUCGUGCACCGUAUCCUGGGGGUGAUUUACCCACAGGGGAUUUACAGUAUGUCAUGCAGUUCAACGUGGAGGGCAACCCGGUUGCAGACCCCUCUACAGUGCCGGGAACCCUAAACUCUAUCCCGCUUCUCAACCUGAAAAGCAUAGCCGCGACAAGGGAAAUCAUCCUUUCAGAAAUGGAAGACAUGGAGACUGGCAAUCCUUUAAUGGGGAUGAUUGACAAGAAGCACUUCAACGAGAAAAUUGAUAUAACACCGGCAUACGGCACCCGGGAACUAUGGUACAUUAUCAACCUUACAGACGACUCACACCCCAUCCACAUCCACUUCGGCCCACAUCGAAUCCUCUUUCGCCGACCAUUCAACAGAGACCUCUACCAAGUCAAGAAAUGCAGCGUUCUCAAGAGAAGUUGUUACACUGGCCCAGCUGUUUCACCCAGGAAGAACGAGAGGGGAUUGAAGGACACUACGAGGGCUCCCCCAGGGUAUGUGACUGCGCUGGUGGUGGAUUUUUUGCCGUGGAUGGGGAAGGAGCUGGGCUCUGAUCCGACUAAGGGGCCGGGGUACAUGAUUCACUGCCACAUCCUGGAUCAUGAGGACAAUGACAUGAUGCGUCUUUUCAAGAUUUUGCCCGGUAAGUAG
Messenger RNA from Closterium sp. Yama58-4, 1590 nucleotides. Lineage: Eukaryota; Viridiplantae; Streptophyta; Zygnematophyceae; Desmidiales; Closteriaceae. The record is from the annotation of a GenBank genome assembly.